AUACCAUAUGGCAAAUUAAACAAGAAGACAGGGAAUCGAAAACCGGUUUUGCUACAGCACGGAAUAUUAGAAUCUUCUGCAGACUGGGUGAUUAAUUAUCCACAUCAAAGUCUUGGUUUCUUACUGGCAGAUUAUGGUUACGAUGUAUGGCUCGGAAAUACAAGGGGUGGUGCCUAUUCGAGACAACAUCUCAACUUCGAAACAAACUCAAAAGAUUUUUGGGAUUUCAGCUUUGAUCAGAUGGCCGAAUAUGAUUUGCCAGCUAUGAUUGACUAUAUUCUCAAUGUAACUAAAGAAGACAAUCUGGUAUAUAUUGGCCACUCUCAGGGGACAACCAUAGCUUUUGCUCUUCUGUCUGAAAAACCUCUUUACAAUGAAAAGAUAAAGUUGUUUGUGGCACUAGCACCAGAAGUAGAAGUUAGCCACGUGAAGUCUAUAGUUAGUUACCUCGUCCCUUAUUUUGAGUAU
Parasteatoda tepidariorum (common house spider) is the source of this 468-nucleotide messenger RNA. Its product is annotated as gastric triacylglycerol lipase. Gene Ontology annotation, biological process: lipid metabolic process. The record is from RefSeq and is a predicted model, not a curated record. NCBI's taxonomy places the organism in Eukaryota, Metazoa, Arthropoda, Arachnida, Araneae, Theridiidae. Gene Ontology annotation, molecular function: hydrolase activity, acting on ester bonds.